Stegodyphus dumicola is the source of this 579-nucleotide messenger RNA. RefSeq names its product NADH dehydrogenase (ubiquinone) B15 subunit (gene ND-B15). The record is from RefSeq and is a predicted model, not a curated record. Gene Ontology annotation, cellular component: respiratory chain complex I; mitochondrion. Lineage: Eukaryota; Metazoa; Arthropoda; Arachnida; Araneae; Eresidae.
UCUAAAAUAACGUGCACUGCAUAAUUUCCGGCCUUUAAUUUCAUCAAAUUUCGGUAAUUUUUUCGUCUGAGAUAAUGGCAGAUGUUGGAUUACUAUACAAAACAUUUUAAAGGACGUUUGUAAUUGAGCAUCAGCAUGUCCAAGAGUCCAUUUCACCAUCCUGAUGCUAGCCCUGAAGAAAUACAUUUAGUUAAUGAAAGACUUAAACUGAGAAGAGCUUUGCGUCAAGAAUAUUUGAGGAAAGCUACUGAUCCUCAUUCUACUGAUCCACUUAUUUUUGAUCCCAUGAUGCAAAGGUACUAUUCCAUGCAUAUGACAGUAGCUGAGAGAUUUAUACCAACAUUCAAGAACUGGGUAAAAUAUAUGUGUAGUAUCGUAGUCCCUGUUGUCGGCUUUGCAUUACUGCUUAAAUGGUCUCGGGACAAAACUGAGAGAAAAAUUCGUUCAGGAGAAAUUGAAUAUAAAGAUCGUGUAUUUAAGUAUCAAUAAGAAUUACUGCAGUGGAGCUAAAUUUAAAUAGUAAUAUUGUACUAAUGAAUUUAUUGUAGUUUUUGUUGAUAAAUAUAAUACUGAAGUUUC